CGGUCGGUGUGACAGUUCCGGUAGCAAAUACAAACAUGAGUCUGUUCUUGUGGAUCUUUCCUGUAUUGUGUUUCAUACUAAUGUCUCCUGCAAACGCCGCAAUGCAAGACGAGACUGACACAGAGUGACAGGCUUGUACUGUGUUAAAGGCAGAUGACGUAACGCUACAGACCUCUGGGAACUGGUCUUGGUGGCCCUCUUGGAGACCAACAUCCAUGUCGUUAUUGAAAAGUGCCGAAGCUAAAAUUCUUGCCUGUCUCCAGAAUGACGUGUGGUCCAGAUUUGUGACGUUGCCAAAUCAAAACAGAAUAUGGACCCUUAAAGUCACCAAUAAAUCAGUCCGCAAACAUAAAGACCAAGCUCAGACGCCCCUAGUGAUGGUCCACGGGUUUGGAGGGGGCGUCGGUCUGUGGAUCCGUAACCUGGACGCUUUGAGUUGCUCUCGAACCGUCUACGCCUUUGACCUGCUGGGCUUCGGUCGCAGCUCUCGCCCCUCGUUCCCGUCUGAUGCCUCAUUAGCUGAGGAGCAGUUUAUUACUUCCAUUGAGCAGUGGAGACAGUCACUGGGGCUGGAGCGCAUGAUCCUAUUGGGCCACAGCCUGGGUGGUUACCUAGCAACAUCCUAUACAAUCCAAUAUCCAGAAAGAGUCAGUCACCUCAUCCUGGUGGACGCGUGGGGUUUCCCUGAGCGACCUCAGCCUCAGUUACAGGGGUCAGGAGGUCAAGGCUCAGAGGUUAAGAGGGUCUCGCCGCCCCGCUGGGUGAAAGCUCUGGUGUCACUGUUCAGCUUCUUCAACCCUCUGGCCAUCAUCAGAGCGGCCGGACCCUGGGGUCCAGGGCUGGUAAACCGAUUCCGUCCCGACUUCAAGAGGAAGUUUGAGGAUCUGUUUGAUGAUGACACCAUGACGCAGUACAUUUACCACUGUAAUGCUCAGAACCCGAGUGGUGAGGUGGGCUUCAAAGCCAUGUCUGAGUCUCUCGGCUGGGCCAAGAAGCCGAUGGUUCAGCGUGUUCAUCUGCUGCCCCCGUCGAUGCCCGUCAGCAUGCUGUACGGCGCGCUGUCCUGGGUGGAAUCAUCCACUGGAAACACAGUCGCUCAGAUCAGAGGCAAAAGCCCCACCAGCGUCAUGCUGAUCGAAGAGGCUUCCCAUCACGUCUACGCCGACCAGCCUGAAGAGUUCAACCGAGUGGUUGAGAGUAUUUGUAAUACUGUAGACUAAAUAAGAUGCACAUUGGUUUGUAGGUGUGGGCAUUUGUAUUAAUGAACCUGGGUUUGUGGGAUCAGAUUGAUAUAAACAUUUAAAGGCAAAGCUGUUUUCAGACCUUGUCAUGUCAUAUUCUGAUUUUACAUUUUGUGGCCUUUAAUGUGGAAAGACUCUGUGUUUGUACUGCAUGAUUUAAUGGAAGCUGGUUGUAUUUGUAUUUUCUAACCUAUAAUUUAUUCCGAUUUCUUUACAAUCAUAGAAUGAGAAAAUCAUCGUACCUGUUAAACCUGUGUAAUGAAUGCACUGACAAUGUUUGGACAGUCAUAUUGACUAAAAGAAGAGAUGUUUAAUAAUUCAUUUAGCAUUAUAAAGGAUUGUCUGUUUUUAUAACGUGCAUAUCUUAAUACAUUGCUGUACCUUUAAUAAGAUGUCUGCAUAGACUUAUAUACUAUAUAUACUUCUGCAGUGGUUAUUUUUUUUUACGUAUAUAUGUAUAAACUCAUACAUAUUUUUAUGUAUAGUUUAUGUAUAUAUACACACAUCUCCCCAGUUCCCUCGUCACACAAGUUUGUGACUCUUAAAGGGUUAGUUCAACCAAAAAUUCAAAUUCUGUCAUUAAUUUCUCACCCUGUUGCUUUUCCAAACCUGUAAGACCUUCAUUCUACUAUCCCUUUUAAUGUUGUUUAUUAUGACAAUCUUUAAAAAUGAACACAACUUUUGUGACUAGUGAGUAGAAGAGUUACCUGUUCAGCGACAACUUCUUGAGUCAUACUACAGCUCAUUAAAGCACUUGUUAGCAUAAAGGGUUAAAAUAAAUCAAGAGUGGUGCAUUACUGGUGUAGAUUAGAAUAAACCUGAAAAUAUCCUGAGCUUGUCUUAACAGACCCUAGUGCUGAAAUGCUAAAUAAUUUCUGUUUGGGACCAAUAAAUUACGUUAUCUAUGCAGAA
Molecule: messenger RNA, 2153 nt
Organism: Cyprinus carpio (common carp)
Lineage: Eukaryota; Metazoa; Chordata; Actinopteri; Cypriniformes; Cyprinidae
Product: (Lyso)-N-acylphosphatidylethanolamine lipase-like
Cellular component (GO): lipid droplet
Molecular function (GO): phosphatidylcholine lysophospholipase A1 activity
Source: RefSeq, a predicted model, not a curated record